Messenger RNA from Dromiciops gliroides (monito del monte), 3808 nucleotides. RefSeq names its product PDZ domain containing 7 (gene PDZD7). The transcript has 18 exons. Gene Ontology annotation, biological process: auditory receptor cell stereocilium organization; sensory perception of sound. Gene Ontology annotation, molecular function: protein binding. The record is from RefSeq and is a predicted model, not a curated record. The coding region runs from base 513 to 3395 and encodes 960 amino acids. NCBI's taxonomy places the organism in Eukaryota, Metazoa, Chordata, Mammalia, Microbiotheria, Microbiotheriidae. Gene Ontology annotation, cellular component: stereocilia ankle link complex; stereocilium tip; cilium.
GCGUCCAGGACACGCCCUGCCAAGCAGCCCCGCGGCGUAGGGCACUCCUCCGGCUGGCAGGGCCCGCAGCCCUCACCUUCAUCCAGUAACCGCUGCCAGCCUCGCUGCAGGGGCGCGAAGAGGUCCGACGAGGAGCAGGGGAGGAAGAGCGGACUGGCAGCCAAGCAAGCCAAUGAGAAGCUCGGUUUGACCCAGGCUAGACCUAUCCAUACAACCCCUUCGGUGAGGGGGCGGGGCUCUCAGCUGCGGGAGACCCGCAGUGCUGCUGUCUCAGGUGAGGCCCGCAGUAGCGGAACACAGAGCCAGGCCUAGGAUGUUCCCGCUGUACAGAUACCAUCAGAAGGAGUGAAAGGCCCGCAGCGCCUUAGACCCCGCCCUCGCCCCAAGGACUAUGUCCUGGCCUGGCCCGAGCGGCCCGCUGCCUCCUGGGUGAGGACAGCAGAGCUGCACAGGACCCCCGGUCCGGGGUUGAGGUUUGAGUGGAUCGUGGGACCACGAAGCUACCCGCUGUCAUGGAUCCCCUGGGCCUGGGAGACCUGUCUUCGGGCUCACUGAGCUCCCUCUCCUCCCGCGGCCACCUGGGCAGCGACACGGGCUCCGCAACGCGAUACCUGCUGAGGAAGCAACAGCGGCUGUUGAACGGGCCCCCCCGGGGAAUCCGAGCCUCCUCACCCAUGGGCAGAGUCAUCCUCAUCAAUUCCCCCAUCGAAGCCAACAGUGAUGAGAGUGACAUCAUCAAUGCAGUCACCGUGGAAAAGAGCCCAUCGGGAAAGCUGGGCUUCAGCGUCCGUGGGGGCUCAGAGCAUGGCCUGGGCAUCUUUGUCAGCAAAGUGGAGCAAGGGAGCAGCGCAGAGAGAGCUGGGCUCCGAGUGGGAGACAAAAUCACCGAGGUGAAUGGGCUCAGCCUGGAGAGCACCACCAUGAGCAGCGCUGUGAAGGUGCUGACGGGGAGCAGCCGCCUGAGUAUGAUGGUGAGGCGAAUGGGCCGAGUGCCUGGGAUCAAGUUCUCCAAGGAGAAGACCACGUGGGUGGAUGUGGUCAAUCGAAGGCUAGUGGUAGAGAAAUGCAGUUCGACACCCUCAGACUGCAGCUCAGAUGAUGGAGUUAGGCGCAUCGUGCACCUGUACACGACCUCUGAUGACUUCUGCCUUGGUUUCAACAUCCGAGGGGGCAGAGAGUUUGGUCUGGGAAUCUAUGUCUCCAAAGUGGACCAUGGUGGACUGGCUGAAGAGAAUGGCAUCAAAGUGGGAGACCAAGUCCUGGCAGCCAACGGAGUGAAGUUUGACCACAUCAGUCACAGCCAGGCUGUGGAGGUGCUGAAGGGCCAGACGCACAUCAUGCUGACCAUAAAGGAGACUGGAAGGUAUCCAGCCUACAAGGAGAUGGUGUCUGAGUAUUGCUGGCUGGACCAAUUGAGCAAUGGGCCCCUGCAGCAGCUGUCACAGACAUCGGAGAGUAGUUCCACUGCAUCCUCUUACUCCUCCAGCAUCCCCUACAGCUCUGGCUCCAGCUGCCUCCCCUUGGACAUGGUGGAUGUUGGCCUGUCUACAGAGGAGCUAGUUGGGCCAGGGGCCAGGGGCUGGGGACGGGCAGACACAGCCAUACAGACUGAGCCAGAGGUCAGCGGGGUAGUGGAGACAUGGUGCAGCGUCCGGCCUACGGUUAUCCUCAGAGACACGGCCAUCCGAUCAGACGGGCCCCUCCUUGCCCGAAGGUCCGGCUCUCGCCUCGACACCGCACUGUCUGAGUCCCCCAAAACAGCCCUACUGCUGGCUCUCAGCAGGCCUCGGCCGCCCAUCACACGGUCCCAGAGCUACUUGACCUUAUGGGAGGAGAAAAAACAGCGACGGAAGGAGAAGUCGGGGUCACCCCCAGAGAAAGGUGCUCUGCAGCGCUCCAAGACACUGAUGAACCUCUUCUUCAAGGUGGGGAAGACUGGGCAGCCAGCAGGAGAUGGCAAGAAUGAGGCCUUAGUGCUGGAGAAUAAGAGCCCUGGCAGGUUCCGUUCACAUCUGGAAGGGGAGAAAGGGGGAUCAGGACCGGUGCAGAAGUUUGUCACCUGGAAACUAAGAAGGGACAGAGAGAGAGCCCAGACCAUGCUCUUCCCUGGACCAGAGGGACACUCUAGCAAACUGCCCAAUGGAGAGGACCGGGUCCAGGCAUGGGAGAGCCGUCUCCCCCUCAUCCAGGACCUAGCCCGGCGCCUUUUGACUGAUGACGAGGUCCUGGCUGUCACUCGUCACUGCACCCGGUAUGUCCGUGAGGGCGGGGUGGAGGACCUGGUGCGGCCACUGCUGGCCAUCCUGGACCGGCCUGAGAAAUUGCUGCUGCUUCGGGACAUCAGGAGUGCAGUGACCCCUGGAGACCUCAGCAAAUUUGACAGCCUAGUGAUGCCCAAGGAGCUUGAAGCAUAUGAAGCACUCAAAAGCCGAGCAGUGAGGCCUCCAGCUCUUCGACCCACCCGGCAGGACACACCACCCAAACGCCACCUCAUCACACCUGUGCCUGACAGCCGGGGAGGCUUCUACCUGCUCCCAGUGAAUGGCUUCGCGGAGGAGGAGGAGGAGGAGGAAGAGGCGGCGGGUGCGCUGGGCCAGCGGCUGGCGGGGCUGCAGGUCUCGCCGCCCGCGGACACCCAGAGCGAAGCCCCGGCGCCGGCCGCUGCCCCUCGCCGCUCGCACAAGUCCUUCCCCCCGCUGCGGGACGUUCCGGUGGACGCCUUCUCUUGCCCCGGCCGCCGCAGCGCGUCCCCCCAGCCGCCGCCGCCUCGGCCGCCCCCGGUAGCUCCCCGGCCCCCGAGGCCCAACUGGCUGCUGAGCGAGCCCCCGGCGCGGGCGCGCGAGGAUGCCCGACGCAGCCGGAGCCGGGGUCGCAGUCGCAGUCGCAGCCGCAGCCGCAGCCGCGGGAAGUCCCCCGGCAGGAGACGCUCCCCGUCCCCCGCUCCCGGGAACGGGCGUUACGGCAAGUGCCGCCGCUCGCGACUUCCCCUCCCCGGACCCAGCCCGCAGGGGAUCGCGAGGAGCCCCGACCUUCUUGGAGGGACCCGGGAGCAAGAGACGUCUCCAGCCCACGAUGGAGAAGGGGAACUCAGAACCGUCACUCUCUCCAAGCUCAGACAAUCCCUGGGAAUAAGCAUUUCCGGGGGGAUAGAGUCCAAGGUGCAGCCCAUGGUGAAGAUUGAGAAGAUCUUUCCCGGAGGGGCAGCCUUCCUCAGUGGGGCUCUGCAGGCUGGCUUUGAGCUUGUGUCGGUGGACGGGGAGAGCCUCCAACAGGUGACUCACCAGCGAGCUGUGGACACCAUCCGCAGGGCCUAUCGAAACAAGGCUCGGGAGCCCAUGGAGAUAGUGGUCAGGGUCCCCCACCAUCAUCCUUCAGCACAUCCCAUCAUCUCUUAGCCCAGGUCACACUCCCUCAAUGAUCCUUUCCCAGCUAAAUUAACAGAGAUCAGGAUCAUCCCCUCCAGCACUACCAAAAGUUCCUGGAUGACCACAACGACUUUCUUUAAUCCAUUUUAUCCUAUAGUCUCAUAUCAGAAACAGGGCAGGAGAUCUGUGGUCAGGCCAGACAGUGGACAAUGGUGCUACUCAUCAGCCUUCCCCACUUCCUAACCCCCCCCCCAUUCCUCCCUAAUCCCAGCAGAGCCUCAAGUCUAAGGCCUAUGGUCAGGGGUCAGAUCAGGCUGAGAGUAAGGGUUAGGGUCCUUCAUCUCUGCCCUGUCUGGUGUCCCCCAGAUAGGACCCUCUACAAAGGUCUCUUCGAGUGAGAGAGGAGCAGGGGCUAUGUCAUCCAGCCCCUGCUUCUGUACCUC